CUUUCGUAUCAUUAUAUUUUGAUCGUAGCACUGCGCAUAUCAUUAUAUUAUUAUUUUCUGUUAGAUAUUAAGCGUUUACGGGAUUUCGAUAUAGGUAUUUCCGUUUUGCUCCCUCGGCGCGCAAGUCUCAAAUAUUUUCACAAAAUGAUGCACACGGUUUAUAUACAUUCAUAACGAUUUAGUUUUAAUCUUAAAAUACUUAAGCGCGUCAUACCAUUAUUGUAUUAUAAAAAACCGUUUUCAAAUAAAACAAAAUCAUCGACGCUCGUCUGAAAUUUGCGAGCCGAACCAUGCAAGUCAGACACAUCGUAGGAUUGACGCUGUUGUUGGUGGCGGCGGUGCCGUUGCAAAUGUACUUGAUGAAGUACAACCAAGACUUCAGAGACUUGGUGUCGGAAAUCGCGAAAAACUUACCAAACGACCUGCUGCAGCUGUCUACCAACUACAUCACCGGAUACGUCAGCGUCGCGAACAAUUACAUGCAAAGUACAUACGACUAUUUGGGUUUAUCAAAACCAUUUGAAGAUGGUUCACCCGGAGACCAAGAAGUGCCGGAAAAUUUAAUAAGAAAUUUUAGACCACCUCAUUUAGAAUUCAGAAUUGGAAAUGUGGUAUUGACACAUACCAUGACAGCAGGCAUUAUAGUUGGAUGGAACAUUGAUAUAACCGAUCUCACUAAAGAACCAGAAUACCUAAUUUUAUCGGAAGUUCAUGAAGAAUUGAUCAAAUUAGACCAAGAUAAAAUUGUAGUUGUAUUACAAAACAUUAAGGUAAAUCACAAAAAUAUAGACCAAUAUUUUGAAAGUUUUGAUGGAAUAGGAUACAUACCAAAGGAGUCAUUACAAAAACUGUACCCAAAAGGUUAAAUCUACUUUCAAGUAACAACUGUACUGACGUUAAGUAAUAUGGGUAGUAAUUACCCAAGGUGUAAGGAAUAGGGUAUUAUAUAAUAUUGUAAGAAAUAAAAAUAAAACGAUUUCAUUUGA
Messenger RNA from Metopolophium dirhodum (rose-grain aphid), 986 nucleotides. RefSeq lists its product as uncharacterized. The coding region runs from base 291 to 866 and encodes 191 amino acids. The transcript is spliced from 5 exons. Lineage: Eukaryota; Metazoa; Arthropoda; Insecta; Hemiptera; Aphididae. The record is from RefSeq and is a predicted model, not a curated record.